This is a messenger RNA of Anolis sagrei ordinatus, 5033 nucleotides long. The record is from RefSeq and is a predicted model, not a curated record. Lineage: Eukaryota; Metazoa; Chordata; Lepidosauria; Squamata; Anolidae.
GAACCCUCCUCUCUCUCUCUCUCUCUUUCUCGUGAGCGAGCCAGCCCAGCGUGCACGCGCCCCUGCCAGGCUUGUUGCUCCUCUGAGGUAAUUCUCCUCGAUGUGAAGCCUCGAAGAGAAGAAGAACAAGAAGAAGAAGAAGGAGCAGCUCUCUCUUUGGACCCCGCGCUAUGGCGGCGAGGAGGCGCUGGCUCCUCUUCCUGGGCUCCUUUUGGGUCGCCUUCCUCUUGGAGCCCAGCGCCAGCGCCGCCGCCGCCUCCCGAAGCGGUGGCUCUCCUUCUUCGCCUCAGCAGCAGCCCGCAGGACCCAGUGUGAAGACUUUUACUCCGUUUUAUUUUAUGGUGGAGCCAAUGGACACUCUGUCAGUUAGAGCUUCAUCUGUUCUAUUAAAUUGCUCUGCUUAUUGUGAAUCAUCUCCAAAAAUUGAAUGGAAGAAAGAUGGGACUUUUUUGAACUUGGGGUCAGAUGACCGACGGCAGCUGUUGCCAGAUGGAUCUCUAUUAAUUAACAGUGUCGUGCAUUCCAAGCACAAUAAACCUGAUGAAGGGUAUUAUCAGUGUGUUGCAACAGUGGAAAGUCUUGGAACCAUUGUUAGCAGAACAGCCAAACUCACAGUGGCAGGAAUGCCAAGGUUCGUUGCUCAGCCGGAGUCAGCAUCUGUCUAUAGAGGCAACAGCAUAGUUCUGAACUGUGAAGUCAAUGCUGACCUAGCACCCUUUGUACGGUGGGAGCUAGACCAUGAACCCAUCUUUCUGGAUGACCGUGUAUUCAAAUUGCCAAGCGGAGCGUUGAUUAUUAGCAAUGCCACAGAUGAAGAUGGUGGAACAUAUUGUUGUAUUAUUGAAAUUGGUGGUUCUCCCAAAUACAGUGAUGAAGCUGUGAUUAAAGUUCUUCCAGAAUCUGAAAUGGUGUCAGAUCUGGUGUUCUUGAAACAGCCUUCCUCGCUUACUAAAGUGACUGGGCAGACUGCAAUUUUGCCAUGUGUUGCUACAGGCACCCCUAUUCCUGCUAUCAAAUGGACAAGAAAUGAAAAAGAGCUUGUUGCAGAAAGCUCUCCAAAGUUUUUGUUGCUGGCUGGGGGGACUCUGAAGAUAAAUGACAUCACCGAAGAUGAUACUGGAACAUACACCUGCAUUGCUUACAAUGGAAAUGAAACAAUAGAAAUUCAAGCUGAACUUACAGUACAAGCUCCUCCUGAGUUUCUGAAGCAGCCAUCUAAUAUCUAUGCUCAUGAAUCCAUGGACAUUGUGUUUGAAUGUGAUGUGACUGGAAAGCCAGCUCCCUCAGUGAAGUGGGUUAAGAAUGGCGAUGUCGUGAUCCCUAGUGACUACUUUAAAAUUGUAAACGAACAUAACCUACAGGUUUUGGGUCUGGUGAAAUCGGAUGAAGGUUUUUAUCAGUGUAUUGCAGAAAAUGAUGUUGGGAACAUACAGGCCGGGGCCCAGCUGAUAAUACUGGAUCAUGAUGUUGCCAUCCCAACAUUACCUCCCACAUCACUGACCAGUGCCACUACUGACCAUCUAGCACCAGCGACAACGGGACCCCUGCCUUCUGCCCCUCGGGACGUGGUGGCUUCCCUUGUCUCUACCCGCUUCAUCAAGCUGACCUGGAGGGCUCCCGCGUCCGACCCACAUGGAGAUAAUCUCACCUACUCCGUGUUCUACACCAAGGAAGCAAUAAACAGAGAGCGCAUUGAAAACACAAGUCAUCCUGGGGAAAUGCAAGUGACAAUUCAAAACCUAAUGCCGGAGACAGUGUAUGUUUUUAGAGUGAUAGCUCAGAACAGACACGGAGCUGGAGAAAGUUCAGUGCCAUUGAAAGUGGCAACACAGCCUGAGGUUCAGCUUCCUGGCCCAGCUCCCAACAUUCGGGCAUACCCGAAUUCCCCCACAUCCGUCACUGUCAGUUGGGAAACACCUUUAUCAGGAAACGGUGAAAUACAGAACUACAAGCUGUACUACAUGGAGAAGGGGACAGACAGUGAACAGGACAUUGACAUUGGAGGUCUUUCCUAUACCAUCACUGGCCUAAAAAAGUACACAGAAUAUAGUUUCCGAGUUGUGGCAUACAAUAAACAUGGCCCAGGUGUUUCUACGCAAGAUGUGGUUAUCCGAACACUGUCAGAUGUUCCUAGUGCUGCACCCCAGAAUUUAACCCUGGAAGUGCAAAACUCUAAGAGCAUUCUGAUGCAUUGGCAGCCCCCGCCUGCAGGAACGCACAACGGGCAAAUUACGGGAUAUAAAAUCCGCUAUCGAAAAGUGACUCGCAAAAGUGAUGUGACAGAGAGCAUUGUGGGGACACAACUUUCCCAGCUAAUUGAAGGUCUGGAGCGAGGUACGGAGUAUAGUUUUCGCGUCGCUGCCUUAACGGUCAAUGGCACAGGAACAUCUACUGAUUGGAUAUCAGCAGAAACUUUUGAAAGUGACCUUGAUGAAUCAAUAGUUCCAGAAGUUCCAAGUUCCCUCCAUGUCCGGCCACUCGUUACAAGUAUUGUUGUGAGCUGGACUCCACCGGAAAACCAAAAUAUUGUGGUCAGAGGGUAUGCAAUUGGGUAUGGUGUAGGCAGCCCUCAUGCCCAGACCAUCAAGGUGGACUACAAGCAGCGAUAUUACACCAUAGAGAACUUGGAUCCCAGUUCCCAUUACGUCAUAACUCUGAAAGCUUACAACAACGUUGGCGAAGGAAUCCCACUCUAUGAAAGUGCAGUGACCAGGGCAUAUACAGACACUUCUGAGGUUGAUUUAUUUGUUGUUAAUGCUCCAUACACUCCAGUGCCAGAUCCCUCCCCCAUGAUGCCUCCAGUGGGAGUUCAGGCCUCUAUCCUGAGCCAUGAUACCAUUCGACUUACCUGGGCAGACAACUCUCUGCCAAAGAACCAGAAGGUCUCCGAUGCCCGUUACUAUACAGUCCGUUGGAAAACCAACAUUCCGGCAAACACAAAGUACAAGAUUGCAAAUACCACCACCUUAAGCUUCUUAGUGACUGGCUUGAAACCAAAUACCUUGUAUGAAUUUUCUGUGAUGGUGACUAAGGGCCGAAGAUCAAGUACUUGGAGUAUGACAGCACAUGGAACUACCUUUGAACUAGUGCCAACUUCUCCUCCGAAAGAUGUGACAGUGGUGAGCAAAGAAGGGAAGCCACGAACCAUCAUAGUUAACUGGCAGCCGCCAUCCGAAGCCAACGGCAAAAUUACAGGAUACAUCAUUUACUACAGCACAGACGUCAAUGCCGAAAUACACGACUGGGUCAUUGAACCUGUCGUCGGAAACAGACUGACCCAUCAGAUUCAAGAGCUGACCCUCGACACGGCCUAUUAUUUCAAAAUUCAGGCCCGCAACUCCAAGGGCAUGGGUCCCAUGUCGGAGGCAGUACAGUUCAGGACGCCAAAAGCUGAAACAUCAGAUAAAAUGUCUAAUGAUCAAGCUUUGGGAUCUGCUGGAAAAGGAAGCCGGCUUCCAGAUGGGGGAACAGAUUAUAAACCCCCCAUGAGUGGAAGCAACAGCCCCCAUGGAAGCCCUUCUCCUCUGGAGUACAAUAUGCUUCUGGUCAUUAUCGUGUCAGUGGGGGUUAUCACUAUUGUGGUUGUGGUGAUUGUGGCUGUGUUCUGCACCCGUCGCACCACAUCCCACCAGAAGAAGAAGCGAGCAGCUUGCAAGUCUGUCAACGGGUCUCACAAAUACAAAGGGAAUUCCAAGGAUGUGAAACCCCCCGAUCUUUGGAUCCAUCAUGAGCGGCUUGAACUGAAACCCAUUGAUAAAUCUCCUGAUCCCAAUCCAGUCAUGACCGACACCCCGAUCCCGCGAAAUUCCCAAGAUAUUACUCCAGUUGACAAUUCCAUGGACAGCAAUAUCCAUCAGAGACGGAACUCAUACAGAGGACAUGAGUCAGAAGACAGCAUGUCCACACUUGCAGGAAGGAGGGGAAUGAGACCAAAAAUGAUGAUGCCAUUUGAUUCUCAACCGCCUCAACCCGUGAUUAGUGCUCAUCCCAUCCAUUCCCUUGAUAACCCCCACCAUCAUUUCCACUCCGGCAGCCUCGCUUCUCCAACUUGCAGCUACCUUCAUCACCAGGCAAACCCAUGGCCUGCAGGCACAUCCUCCGUGUCUCAUUCAGACAGGGCUAAUUCCACAGAAUCCAUUCGGAAUACUCCCAGCACAGACACCAUGCCGGCUUCCUCCUCCCAGACGUGUUGCGCUGAGCACCCGGAGCCAGAGAGUGCAGCAGGACCCUAUCUGCCUGGGACUCAGGAAGAAGAGGCAGGCCCCAACCUCCCCACGGCCCACGUCCGCCCCUCUCACCCCCUGAAGAGCUUCGCGGUGCCAGCCGUCCCUCCCUCCGGGGCCACCUACGACCCUGCCUUGCCAAGCACACCUUUACUAUCCCAACAGGCUUCCAGCCAUCCAGUCCAUUCAGUAAAGACGGCAUCCAUUGGCACUCUAGGCAGAACUCGGCCUCCGAUGCCAGUUGUCGUCCCAAGCGCUCCUGAAGUCCAGGAAACGACCAGGAUGCUCGAAGACACAGAAAGUAAUUACGAGCCGGAUGAGCUGACCAAAGAGAUGGCCCACCUGGAAGGACUCAUGAAGGACCUUAAUGCGAUCACGACCGCAUGACCGCCUUCCCCCGGGAAAGGACCCCAGACCCCGUUUCGUGGGUCUCGAGACUUAGCCUUGGAAAGCAAGGACGUGUACAGAGACUUAGGGGGGCAGCACAAGAAGGACACCCAACCAGCCGCCGUUAUCAGUGCCAGCGCUGGCGAACUAAGUGGCUUUUUCUCUCCGUUGCCCCAAAAUGACCCCGUUGGGAAAUGGGAUCCUGCUAAGAGAUGGGGGGCAAUGGCUCAGGCUGAUGAGACCCAGCAUCCAGACAAAGAAGUGGACUUAGCAUUAAUUUGAGUCAGGUUUUGUCUCCGUGCUGUGACCUGCCCUGGUUUUUUCAGUGUUGGACAUUCGCCUUUAUGUACAAUUUUUUCCUGUUUGAGUGUUUUUAUUUUAUUGUAUCUUUUUUUAUUAAAACAUGUAAUCUGAUAAAAAGAA